Molecule: messenger RNA, 19514 nt
Organism: Coregonus sp. 'balchen'
Lineage: Eukaryota; Metazoa; Chordata; Actinopteri; Salmoniformes; Salmonidae
Source: the annotation of a GenBank genome assembly
CCUGUGGUGACCCUCUCCCGUCCAGGUGGUCCACCGGACGGAGCUGAGUCUCCCGCUCAGCCCAGCGGAGCUGUCAUGCUGCCCAAAGCCGACACGGAAUCUCUGGGACUCGUUCGAUCGCAUGGAGAACAGGGGCACAUGCAAAGGAAUAUGCAAGGUAAGAGAUUGAGACCGAUUUACGCAAUAUUGUAGAUCGCAUGUCCCUUGUGCCUUAUCACAAGCGCGAAUCGUGUCAUUUGUGCACAAUAACAGGCGAAAGACCUGGUAGUGUUAGACAGAAAGAGACAACAAACUCGUCUUGCCUCUCGCGCUUAUUCUGUUUUCAAGUUGACAUAGUUCACGUAUUUGCUGACAAUAUUAGGGUCUAUGCAGGGACGGUCAAGAUGUUGCACUUGCGAAUUCGCCCUACCCAAAUUCGAUCCGAAGGAUCAGCGUUGCUAUCACCGACUUUCUCCAAAUAGUGCAUGCCAAAUGAUUGCAUUGUGCACUCUAUUAAUUCAUUAAAAUCCCAAUUCACUUAGUCAGAUAUCAUUCGGUUUAAUUAAUAGUUUUUUAUUCCGCCAUAUUACGAAAUUAAAGGCCACAGUUUAUCUAUCAUAUAGCCAAAGUCAUCUGAUGGUAUUUUACUAGGCUAAUGAGUAAACCAUCCGAAAGCUCACCCGAUAUCUACCAUUUGCGUAAUAUGCAUGAUCUGAUUCGCCAGCAGUUGUUGAAACCUGAAAAAUGUGAAUUCCCAAAAUGUCACUAACUCUGGGCUAUUAUCUUUAAACCUCGAUUUCACCACCAUGCAAAAUUAUGUCAGUGAUAUUAAAAUAACUGUUUUAUUUUGGAUAAAAUAUUUUAUUUAACGUCACGUUUUUGUCAAAAGUUGAAAGUUGAUAUAAAAAAGGGUGAUACAUGUAGAACCUUUACUCCAGAAUGCAAAUGAAAGCGUGUAAAUCAGAUAGCUUACUAUUUGUGUCAGAGUAGGAAUAGUCCUAAAACAAAAAUGUUUUUCUGGCAAAAGUAGGCCUAUGUAAUUAUUGAAAAAUACCCAGUUGGGUUAGAUACAUUUUACUUGGAUACAUUUUUGUUCAGUUUACAAAUUGUCACCUAUAACCGGUUGUUGCAAUUUAGUUUUGGUGUUACUUCUCAUAAUGCUAGACUAGUGCUUGCUUGAAUUUCCCAAAGUUUGAUAAGCUAUGGAAAUAUAAUAUCUCUUUUCGAUGAGAAUUUGAGGCCUAUCGAAUUAAUAUCUGUAAAUCCCUUUCAUUUUGCCAAUUACAUAUUUCAAUUUUAUUUAAAAUCAAGUCUCAUGUGGUUUUGAUAAAAAAAACAUCUGAUAAUGGAACACAACCCUCAAGGCAUGAGGGCUAGAAUUUCUAUCUGAUAUUCUGCUAGAUUUUGCACGGGUAGUUUCUCUGUGUGAGUGCACAAGCAAAUGCCUCUCUCCAAUUCAUUUAAACAUAUAUUUAAAAAUAUCAACAUUUUAACUGGAUAUAGUUUUGAGGCUGCACGUGCUUAAGAAACCCGAGGUAAGAUUCGAUAGCUUAGGUGUAUCCUUAGGUUACAGAAAAGCUGUCUGAACUUGGCAAAAAUCCGAACGGCUCAGAGUUGGCAAACAACUUGGGCUAUCCAUGGGUUCUGCUCUCCUGUCAUGAAAAUACGAGGCCUGACAAUUUCAUAUCUAAGGGAAUUUUCGUGCAGGCAGAUAUGUUUGUAAUAUAGUAAGUAAUAGGUUACAUUAUCAGUUAAUGCUCUAAUAACAGUAAAAAAAAAAAAAAGUGCACUGCAGAACUACAAAACACAAGAGGACUUUUUGCCUUUCAACUUAAUAUUCAGCGCUUAUAAACGCUGAGAGAUCAAAGGGUCAAUGGAGAAAAAAUUCAGCAGGCACAGGCAGAAAGAUGCGAUUGCAAUUGAAAGUUUGCCUACAUUAUUUUAUAUAGAAAAUAAGACUAAUAUCCGCAAAAUAAUUUAUUUUUGGAAUUCAUUGAGAUUUUUCUGUUUGAUGUUUGCCACUUUUUAUAAGAACAAUAAAUCAUUUUGUAACCAUUGUAAAUGUCAGUCAAGCUGUUUGCUUAGCACUGUCAUAUAUCCGCUCAUCAAUGCAACUAUUGGCUUCAGUAUUCAUGCGCGUAAAAUGUAGGCUAAGCAGGGGCUUAUGGAAAGUCAAUACAAAUGUAGGCCUAUACAUACAGAUAGGAACAAUAGCGAUUCAAUGAGAGCAUUUGUAAGUUCAAUUUCAGAAUCAGUUUUGUAUUUUUAUUUCGCCUGUUAGAGGGAAAGGUUACACUGUAUGUCUUCAUUUGUCUGUGGGCGGUAACAUUUUCUCCUCGAAUCCCUAACUCUAUUUUACCAUUUCCCGGAUGAAUUCACAACUUAAAAUCAUGAAUAUUUAUGAAGCUCAGUUUCAUAUAUUUGCCCUGUCUGCGACUGGCGAGCAAGAGUGAGUGCUGCAAAGAGGGAUACAUAGGUAUAUUUUCUUUCAGCUCCAUUAAAUAACAUUAUUCCUUCAAAAAUGACUGUUUUGUCAAAUGUCCUUUUUGAUAAAGCUUUAAAAUUAAAAUUAAAAUUAUAUUCGACAUUUUAUGGAUGUCAAAAAAUAUUCCAUAACCUAAGGUCAUUGUAAAGUUAUUCAGAUGUAUACGUUAAAGAUGACUGCAUUAGGCAGAGAUGGCAUUUCAAAAUAAACAGUCUUCUUUGUGUGCUCAUGUGUGUAUUUUGUCUAUUGCAGCCCCACACUAUAAAAUGAUGGACUACUCUUAUGACGAAGACUUGGAUGAGAUGUGUCCUGUUUGUGGCGACAAGGUUUCUGGAUACCAUUAUGGGCUACUCACCUGCGAAAGCUGCAAGGUUUGUUCUUAUUUUUUCCUACCCCUUUUCUACCCUUUCAUCAGAUUGUCUAUCUGUGAUUCUCUUGAACAUAGCCUAUAAGCAGCUAACUUCUACAUUUGUUUGCUUUAUGAAGUUUCAAGUAGCCUAUUUUUUUUUAUUUUUUUUAUUUUUUAAAUCUCUAAACGUCAAUUUGUGUAUAGCUAGCCAUUCUGUAUAUGCGGUACAUAUUUCUUCCUAUGCUGACAUUAUUUAAAACAGGUGUUAUAGAUUUUAGCCGUUUUCUGACCUUGAGAUGUUACAUGUUUGCUUUGAGGAUACCUUCCGUAGCAACAUUGCUUCAAAUGAGAUCUCAAAUGAGUGUCUUCAGCGAAAUCAUCUUGUAUUUGCGAUAAGCUGUGGCAAAUGUUCCACCAGCACAGUUCUAAAUGGGAUCUGUGUUUCAGGAACAGAUUUGGGGUGUAAUUUGUGUACUAUGUAGUUAUUUCAACGGAAGCUGUGUUUUGGACUGGAAAAAGAUUGGGUUUGGAGCGUUUUUAUCGUUUCUCGCCAGUCUACCACACUGCCGUGGGUCUGAGAUGGGUGGUAUCAGGACUCAAUGUCUAAACGCACACAAAGUAAUACAGUGUUAGUCUGCUUUAAACCUGUACAGACACGCACACACACGCGCACACACACAUACAUAGGCACAUGCAAGCGGACACAAACAUACACACACACACACACACGCAGGCAAGCAGAAUGGAUGCACACAUGCACGUGCACACACACGCACACACAAUCACAGACUUGAAAAUGAGUGCAAUAAAUUUAAACUGGUCUGCAUUAGUCUCUUCCCAUAACCGCUGUUAGACACAGAAACUGUGGGAAAAGUCUAGCUUUGGAUAAAGACACAGAUACAGUGUACAGACACACAAAUACAUCAUAGGCCACAUACUGUAGGCCUACACAAAACACAAAUGAGAAGUUGGGACACCCUGGACACUGAAGUGAUAUCUUGCGGUUUUACGCAAAUUGAGUUGUUGGUAUCCACGCUCUGUUUGGGGCCUUACGUGUUUAUAGAACGCGCAUAUACUCAAUGGAAAAUUGGGAAAAACUAAAUCAAAAUUACAUUGAUGCGUGUUUGUCUGGCUGAAGUCAGUAGACUGUCUGUCCACUGUAUCUAAUUUCUGGUCUAGUGCGGUUUUAUUUUUAUGUCACGAGACUGCAUCAAGCAAUGCAGAUUGUACAUUAAUUCUAUGUUUGGAAUUUGGUGAAAUAUUGAUCGUUUUACUUUUAAAUGGGCAGGUUUAGGGGAUUCUCCUGCUGGUAUGGAUCGGGAAUACGUUAAUACCUUUUUCCCAUUAGAUUUUUCCUGCUGCUGCUGAAAAUUAAUUCAAUGGUGCAAGUAGAACGGUGUAAUCCCGGAUCUGUAAAUUAUGGAUAUAAUUUAUUGGAUUUUUUACUCUAACGCUCAUAUUUUUAAAUAAUUGAGUUGAGAGAUAGAUAGAGGAGAUUUACAAGUAAAUUCUGAAGUCUUCAUAGGUAGUGUAAGUAUGAAUACCAAUGUAUAGUAGUUCUUAAAGUAUUAUAUGGCUGGAAUUGCAACAGGUUGCUUCAUGAAAAUACUGAUCACAUAUCUGAUUAUGUUACUCAUAAUAUUGUAAUAACACUCUAUGUUUAAACUCAUAAUGAGAACAGAAGUAUAUUCUAUACUUUUCAUCAAACACUAAUUCAAGUAUAAGUAACAUGGCAAUCAUAUUCAUGCAUCUGUCUCAAGACUUACCCGAAGUACAUAUUUAUGUAUGGGGAAAAUUAUUGCUUUCAUGUGGGUAAAAAUUCAGCAUUAACACUGAAAAUCAGUAGGGUGAUGUUAGCAUGUUAAUCGCAUAAGAAUAAUAAUUAGUAUGUGCUAUACCAAGUAGGCUAUAUCAGAUUUAGGGUUUUCUGCUUUGUUAGGGUUUUAAGCUUUCUUCAGUGUAAACAUUUGAUAUCAGCAUUUUCACUAUUCAGUUCAGUUUAAUUGAGUACCAGACAUUGAACUGUGAAGCCCAAUUCUCAUAUCAUUGUCAUGAACAGGAGCUGGUGUCAAGAAAUGUUGUAUUUGUGUGUGUGUGCCCUCAAGUCUGUUUGGGAUAAUUUAUGUGUAUUUAUGGCUGGAAUUAUGUGUAUAAAUAGUCAGUUUAUCAUGCACACACAAUUAUAUUUGUUUUGUGUGAAUAUAGUUUUGGUUGUGUUUUCUGUGCCUCCUUUCUGUGAUUCCUUUAGUGUUCAUACCACUGUGUAUAUGCCUGUGCCUGUGAUUGCUUCCCAUUGUAUGCCUGCGUGUGUGUGCGGCACGCUCUAGUAUGUGUGUGUGUGAAUAGAGCAAUUACAAACGUUGGGGUCAUAAGUGUUGACAUCUUAGUUCUUGCCUCUCCACAGGGCUUCUUCAAGCGCACGGUUCAGAACAACAAGCGGUACACAUGUAUAGAGAACCAGAGUUGCGCCAUCGACAAGACACAAAGAAAACGCUGCCCUUACUGCCGCUUCCAGAAGUGCCUCACCGUCGGUAUGAAGCUGGAAGGUAAGGACAGCUCUUGUUAAUAAGAUUAUAAAACAAUAAGACAAGGUCAUAGUAUAGGACAACUAAAUUAGGGUCAGGGUUUGACUUACGUUGGUGCAUGACAGACUUGUGUUCAAGUAGUAUUUGUUUCUCUUUCAAAAACUUUGAGGGUUUUGAUAAAAUUUUGCAGAGUGCCAGAUGUUCGGGUUUUGCACUUUUGGGACUACUCCAUUGGUUCCAUUGCGCCAGGCGAGUUCAGUCACACCCAGCUAAAGUAUUUGAAAGAAAACUAAUACUAUUUGAGCCCAGAGUCUGGUGCACAGACCACGCUUCUUGGAGUGGGAAUUUAGCAUGGGCACCCAAAUAAUCAGUAAAGAUGUGGAAAUUCUCCAGUCCACUAUCUUUGGCUCCCUAGAGUUAAUUGGAACGCUACAGCCCUAUUCAAACAAAACUGUUAUGUGGAAGUUUUGGGGCAAAGGAAAAACAAACACGUUUGAAUGUGUAUCUCCUAUGGUUUUCAAAGGUUUCUACUGUUGUUGUAUAGAAAUAGAUUGAGGUAGAAGUUGCCCUAAACCACAGAUCACGGAUGAGAUACUCCUACCCCAAUCCUAACUUUUACCAGGUUAGGAUUAGGGGGAUGAACAAAUAUCUGACCCUGUAUCAGUGAUGAGGGCCAAAUUCGACCUACUCUGUAGAGAUAAUCCAAACAUGUCCUGCAGGUACACAGAGGGGCGAGAAGUGAAAAGCAACAUUGUCUUGUCUUACCCCUGACACUGUUAUCUACCUUUAUUUUGCUUGGGCCCUCAGUCUUUAGCCUAAACCUUUCCUUGUUGAAUCACCACCUUCAUAAAACCAUCCCAUAUUCGUGUGUACCUUUAAGCAUUUUUAAGAUAGCAGUUCUUUUUUUGGAGUCUUUUCCUCUUAGCCCGCAGGAGUGUGGUUUUAAUUACUAUUAAUUGUGAAUGGCCGCGGGGCAGAAUUUCCACGCCUGUCAUUUUACAGCUUACUACGGCGUGAUUUGUUUUCAUACGGUAGCAGCUGGGCGGAGGGGCCCUGCAGCGCUCUGUCUACUCCAGCCCAGGGGCAGAGCCGGGCAGGCAGGCGGGUGGACAGGCAGGGAGGCAGUGUGGAGAGUUGCCACAACCUGUAAAGAGCACAGAGCUAGAAACCUGAUCUUCCAGACACAGCUUUCCAGUAAACACAUAAAUAUAUUAUAAAUAUAUUCAGAUGGACCAAAAAAAGGUGUUUACAGCUAGACCCAUUCAGUCCUUAAUUUUGGGCUGAUAAAAAAUAAAAAAUAAAAUGUCGAAUUGCAGUUAAAUCCAUUUUUAAAAGGUAGGAUAAUUUUUGGGUUUGUUUGUUUUGCUUGUCGGAAGUUGUUCCUGUUUACCGAUAAGUCAAUAGACCUAGUCGAUAUCCAGUACAGUGUUGGGCUGGGGCUGUAAAUAGAGGUGAAAAUACAGGCAGUCAUAUCUGAGUGACACAGACAGUAUCCUGAGUCUGACAUGUCUGCCAUAGAGAGAUUCAGUCCCUGUUAUCUGGACUGAUAAAAGCAUGGCGACGCCUAUCUAUCCUGGAGGAAAAGGAGUCUAAAACAUAAUGCCGCCGUGAGAUAUCCUUUUGUUGUAUAUUUAUGUCCAUGAUAGAUGGUUUACCUUUGGCCUAAUGUGCGGUCAGGGCUCAUGAUCUGAUUUCAGAUUCACUUUUCCUGUUGUUGUGUCUUUCCUGUUUAGUGUGAAUGGGCAAUGUACAGAUUACACUCUUAUUUUCCCUUGAAAAAGUGCAUUGGCACAGGUAUUUUGACAUUGAUGAGUGUUAAAAUGAGUUAACAUGUUUUAAAACAUAUUAGUGUUAAAAUGUACCAUACUUACUAAAAUCAGAAAUUCAUCUAAUUUGGAUCAAUUACUUUGUUAAGUAUGGUGGGAAUUGUUAAUUCUUGUUUUAUUUCCCAACGCUAAAUUGUCAGUAAAUACAGUUGAAGUCGGAAGUUUACAUACACCUUAGCCAAAUACAUUUAAACUCAGUUUUUCACAAUUCCUGACAUUUAAUCCUAGUAAAAAUUCCCUGUCUUAGGUCAGUUAGGAUCACCACUUCAUUUUAAGAAUGUGAAAUGUCAGAAUAAUAGUGGAAAGAAUUAUUAAUUUAAGCUUUUAUUUCUUUCAUCACAUUCCCAGUGGGUCAGAAGUUUACAUGCACUCAAUUAGUAUUUGGUAGCAUUGCCUUUAAAUUGUUUAACUUGGGUCAAACGUUUCGGGUAGCCUUCAACAAGCUUCCCACAAUAAGUUGGGUGAAUUUUGGCCCAUUCCUCCUGACAGAGCUGGUGUAACUGGGUCAGGGCUUUGUGAUGGCCACUCCAAUACCUUGACUUUGUUGUCCUUAAGCCAUUUUGCCACAACUUUGGAAGUAUGCUUGGGGUUGAUUUGGAAGACCCAUCUGCGACCAAGCUUUAACUUCCUGACUGAUGUCUUGAGAUGUUGCUUCAAUAUAUCCACAUAAUUUUCCUUCCUCAUGAUGCCAUCUAUUUUGUGAAGUGCACCAGUCCCUCCUGCAGCAAAGCACCCCCACAGCAUGAUGCUGCCACCCCUGUGCGUCACGGUUGGGAUGGUGUUCUUUGGCUUGCAAGCAACCCCCUUUUUCCUCCAAAUAUAACGAUGGUCAUCAUGGCCAAACAGUUCUAUUUUUGUUUCAUCAGACCAGAGGACAUUUCUCCAAAAAGUACGAUCUUUGUCCCCAUGUGCAGUUGCAAACCGUAGUCUGGCUUUUUUAUGGCGGUUUUGGAGCAGUGGCUUCUUCCUUGCUGAGCGGCCUUUCAGGUUAUGUCGAUAUUGGACUCGUUUUACUGUGAAUAUAGAUACUUUUGUACCUGUUUCCUCCAGCAUCUUCACAAGGUCAGAAGUUCUGGGAUUGAUUUGCACUUUUCGCACCAAAGUACGUUAAUCUCUAGGAGACAGAACGCGUCUCCUUCCUGAGCAGUAUGACGGCUGCGUGGUCCCAUGGUGUUUAUACUUGCGUACUAUUGUUUGUACAGAUGAAUGUGGUACGUUCAGGCGUUUGGAAAUUGCUCCCAAGGAUGAAUCAGACUUGUGGAGGUCUACAUUUUAUUUUAUCAGUCUAUCAUUUUAAUGGUAGGUUUAUUUGAACAGUGAGAGACAGAAUAAUAACAAAAUAAUCCAGAAAAACACAUGUCAAAAAUGUUAUAAAUUGAUUUGCAUUUUAAUGAGGGAAAUAAAUAUUUGACCCCUCUGCAAAACAUGACUUAGUACUUGGUGGCAAAACCCUUGCUGGCAAUCACAGAGGUCAGACGUUUCUUGUAGUUGGCCACCAGUUUUGCACACAUCUCAGGAGGGAUUUUGUCCCACUCCUCUUUGCAGAUCUUCUCCAAGUCAUUAAGGUUUCGAGGCGGAUGUUUGGCAACUCGAACCUUCAGCUCCCUCCACAGAUUUUCUAUAGGAUUAAGGUCUGAAGACUGGCUAGGCCACUCCAGGACCUUAAUGUGCUUCUUCUUGAGCCACUCCUUUGUUGCCUUGGCCGUGUGUUUUGGGUCAUUGUCAUGCUGGAAUACCCAUCCACGACCCAUUUUCAAUGCCCUGGCUGAGGGAAGGAGGUUCUCACCCAAGAUUUGACAGUACACGGCCCCGUCCAUCGUCCCUUUGAUGCGGUGAAGUUGUCCUGUCCCCUUAGCAGAAAAGCACCCCCAAAGCAUAAUGUUUCCACCUCCAUGUUUGACGGUGGGGAUGGUGUUCUUGGGGUCAUAGGCAGCAUUCCUCCUCCUCCAAACACGACGAGUUGAGUUGAUGCCAAAGAGCUCGAUUUUGGUCUCAUCUGACCACAGCACUUUCACCCAGUUCUCAUUCAGAUGUUAAUUGGCAAACUUCAGACGGGCCUGUAUACGUGCUUUCUUGAGCAGGCGGACCUUGUGGGCGCUGCAUGAUUUCAGUCCUUCACGGCGUAGUGUGUUACCAAUUGUUUUCUUGGUGACUAUGGUCCCAGCUGCCUUGAGAUCAUUGACAAGAUCCUCCCGUGUAGUUCUGGGCUGAUUCCUCACCGUUCUCAUGAUCAUUGCAACUCCACGAGGUGAGAUCUUGCAUGGAGCCCCAGGCCGAGGGAGAUUGACAGUUAUUUUGUGUUUCUUCCAUUUGCAAAUAAUCGCACCAAUUGUUGUCACCUUCUCACCAAGCUGCUUGGCGAUGGUCUUGUAGCCCAUUCCAGCCUUGUGUAGGUCUACAAUCUUGUCCCUGACAUCCUUGUAGAGCUCUUUGGUCUUGGCCAUGGUGGAGAGUUUGGAAUCUGAUUGAUUGAUUGCUUCUGUGGACAGGUGUCUUUUAUAUAGGUAACAAACUGAGAUUAGGAGCACUCCUUUUAAGAGUGUGCUCCUAAUCUCAGCUCUUUACCUGUAUAAAAGACACCUGGGAGCCAGAAAUCUUUCUGAUUGAGAGGGGGUCAAAUACUUAUUUCCCUCAUUAAAAUGCAAAUCAAUUUAUAACAUUUUUGACAUGCGUUUUUCUGGAUUUUUUUGUUGUUGUUAUUCUGUGUCUCACUGUUCAAAUAAACCUACCAUUAAAAUUAUAGACUGAUCAUUUCUUUGUCAGUGGGCAAACGUACAAAAUCAGCAGGGGAUCAAAUACUUUUUUCCUUCACUGUAUACUUUAUAGUAAGUACUGUUCAGUCAUUUAAACAAAACAUAUUAUCCCAUUUAGAUUCUCACUGUAACAUGCAAUAUCGCUGUUAAGGAAAAACAUAACUUUUUUCUGCAGUGCAGGUUUGAUUGAACCCUUGCCAAAUCCUAAUAUUUCCACAUAGAUAAACGGAAUUGUCUCCCGUGUGUUUGUGUUUUCCCGCCGCUCUCCUUUUUUUCCUCCUCCCUUUCUCCCUGCCCUGUCUUGUUUCCCUUUCUACCUGGACGGAACGGAAGCCAGUCUCCUGUCCCAUUACUUAUGCAUAGGUAUCAUAGGUAUUCAUGUGUGUGCGUGGGGUAGCGCGCAUCCAGAGUGGGGACCGGGCAGACAUGACAAACAGGGUGUCAGAACCCGGCCAGGGGAACCAUUAAUAUGCUGCUGCCCGACAGGGAUCCACACCUACGCUCACUUAAUAUUCCUGUAUAUUAAACACUCAUAAAUCAGACCAUAAGCAGAGCCCUUUGUGCCGCAGCGGGCCGGGCCCGGGAUGGAGUGUAGAGUGUGUGUGUGUGUGUUUGUACCUCAGCCCCAGCCUUAUACUAUAAUCCUAUACUCUUAACUUAUACCACAGCCCCUGCUCCAGCCCUAUACCUCAGCUCCUGCCUUAUACAGUACAGUAUGCUCCCCAGUAUCAAACCCCAAUCCCAACCCCAGCUAGCCCUAAACCCCAAUCCCCCAGCUAAGGCCCCAUCCCUGAGCCCCAUCCCAGAUUAAUCUGUACAACAUGCAUGUAAAUAACCUGUACAACAUGCAUGUAAAUAAUAAAAAAAACUGCUAUCAAAAAUGCUCCAGUAUUCAUGAUGUGAGUCCCAGGUUCAGACCUAAUUGUGUUUUCCCAAAAGGGCCGACUAUUAAUUUUCAGCUCAUUAAUUACCCUGUUGCUCUGAGUCAUUAAUGGUUAAAGUCGCUACAAUAAUGUAUAAUGGAUACACGGGAUCCACGUUCCAAAUGUUUUCCUUUAUAGUGCACUACUUUUGACCAGGGCCCAUAGUGCACUAUAUACAGUGGGGAAAAAAGUAUUUAGUCAGCCACCAAUUGUGCAAGUUCUCCCACUUAAAAAGAUGAGAGAGGCCUGUCAUUUUCAUCAUAGGUACACGUCAACUAUGACAGACAAAUUGAGAAAAAAUAAUCCAGAAAAUCACAUUGUAGGAUUUUUAAUGAAUUUAUUUGCAAAUUAUGGUGGAAAAUAAGUAUUUGGUCACUUACAAAAAAGCAGGAUUUCUGGCUCUCACAGACCUGUAACUUCUUCUUUAAGAGGCUCCUCUGUCCUCCACUCGUUACCUGUAUUAAUGGCACCUGUUUGAACUUGUUAUCAGUAUAAAAGACACCUGUCCACAACCUCAAAAAGUCACACUCCAAACUCCACUAUGGUCAAGACCAAAGAGCUGUCAAAGGACACCAGAAACUAAAUUGUAGACCUGCACCAGGCUGGGAAGACUGAAUCUGCAAUAGGUAAGCAGCUUGGUUUGAAGAAAUCAACUGUGGGAGCAAUUAUUAGGAAAUGGAAGACAUACAAGACCACUGAUAAUCUCCCUCGAUCUGGGGCUCCACGCAAGAUCUCACCCCGUGGGGUCAAAAUGAUCACAAGAACGGUGAGCAAAAAUCCCAGAACCACACGGGGGGACCUAGUGAAUGACCUGCAGAGAGCUGGGACCAAAGUAACAAAGCCUACCAUCAGUAACACACUACUCCGCCAGGGACUCAAAUCCUGCAUUGCCAGACGUGUCCCCCUGCUUAAGCCAGUACAUGUCCAGGCCCGUCUGAAGUUUGGGAGAAUGUCAUAUGGUCAGAUGAAACCAAAAUAUAACUUUUUGGUAAAAACUCAACUCAUCGUGUUUGGAGGACAAAGAAUGCUGAGUUGCAUCCAAAGAACACCAUACCUACUGUGAAGCAUGGGGGUGGAAUCUUCAUGCUUUGGGGCUGUUUUUCUGCAAAGGGACCAGGACGACUGAUCCGUGUAAAGGAAAGAAUGAAUGGGGCCAUGUAUCGUGAGAUUUUGAGUGAAAACCUCCUUCCAUCAGCAAGGGCAUUGAAGAUGAAACGUGGCUGGGUCUUUUAGCAUGACAAUGAUCCCAAACACACCUCCCGGGAAACGAAGGAGUGGCUUCGUAAGAAGCAUUUCAAGGUCCUGGAGUGGCCUAGCCAGUCUCCAGAUCUCAACCCCAUAGAAAAUCUUUGGAGGGAGUUGAAAGUCCGUGUUGCCCAGCGACAGCCCCAAAACAUCACUGCUCUAGAGGAGAUCUGCAUGGAGGAAUGGGCCAAAAUACCAGCACCAGUGUGUGAAAACCUUGUGAAGACUUACGGAAAACGUUUGACCUGUGUCAUUGCCAACAAGGGGUAUAUAACAAAGUAUUGAGAAACUUUUGUUAUUGACCAAAUACUUAUUUUCCACCAUAAUUUGCAAAUAAAUUCAUAAAAAAUCCUACAAUGUGAUUUUCUGGAAUUUUUUUUCUCAUUUUGUCUGUCAUAGUUGACAUGUACCUAUGAUGAAAAUUACAGGCCUCUCUCAUCUUUUUAAGUGGGAGAACUUGCACAAUUGGUGGCUGACUAAAUACUUUUUUUCCCCACUGUACAGUAUAUAUAUAUUUUUUGUGUGUCACUUAGCCAGGCUCUUCUUCUAGGUGCCACUGUCUGCGGACCCUCUGUGCUCCCCUUACCUCUCUCUCUGAUCAGUGCUGCGUCAGUGUGUGAUACCCUCUGUACUGUGUCUGCGGCCCCUGUGCUCUCCCCUCUAAGCCUCUCUCGGCCCCUUUCUCAGAUCACCGCCACUGUGACAGACACUGCUGUGACAGAGACCAUUAAAACUACUCCCAAGGCAGCUGUUGGUCCAGCCCCCUUCUAAUCACUUAAUGUAUUUCAAUACCUACUCCCUACUAGAGAUAUUAGAGGCCUGAGUGCCUGACGGUGUGUCCGCCCUGACCCAGUAUUGUGGGGGGGGGUCCCGCCUGGUUCACUCUCCCACUGAGCCCAGCCUAGCCAGUCUGCUGCCUGCUCUACUCCACCACAGGCCGGGCAUAAGAGAUACCUAAUUAAGCAUAAAUAAUUAACAGGGGGGCACCCGAGAGAGAGAGGCAGAGAGACAUUCUUCCCCCUUGGCAUGCAUGGUUCAGAUCAUACAUGGUCCGCCGUGCACCAUGGAGACAGUCUCAUUCAUUAGCCUGAAUGAAGCCGUGAUCCUCGGAAUCUUGGGAUCAUUCGGGAUUCUGCUGGGGUUUUCAUAUGAUGUUUUGGGAUCAUUAGGAAAUGUAACAUUCUUGUCAUGUUUGUACUCCGGUUAGAUUUUCAGUGUUAACACUUUUCAGUGUUUUGAAUUAGUGUAAUUCUUUGUGUUAACACUUUUUAGUGUUUUGAAUGAAUGUCAUUUUCAGUGCUAACACUUUCCAGUGUUUUAAAUGAGGGUAAAUCAUUUUCAGUGUAAACACUUUUCAGUGUUUUGAAUGAGUGUAGGCCUAAAUAAUGUUGAUUUUGACCUCACUCUGCUAAUUUGGACUGACGGUAUGCUUGGAGAAAUGACUAAUAGCCUUGUUGUCUGGUACGUAUCAGUAUUACAUAGGUUCAUAAUAGUUACUGUUUCAGGUCAAUGAGUAACUAGCGUUUACAACUUGUCAAGCUGAGUGACAAGGCUGUAUUUCCCUGCUCUGAGACAUCCGAGUUCUCGAGUGCAAAGGUCAACACAAAGUUUAGUAGUCAUUGAUGAAAUCUAUGUCCUUGAACCAAGUUCUUUUUUUAGUUUUUUUUCCUUUUAUGCAUGAACUGUAAGAUGAAAGGGGAGAUCUGUGUUAAAUGGCCAUUGUUGAUAUCUCUAUGAUUCAUCAAUGCUAAUAGUUUGGUGUGGGUUCUUGUCAAGAACACAUGGGAGUCAUGAAUGACAUUUGCUCAGAGGUUUCAAACUCCUGGCCCAUGAGCUGCCUCUUUGUGGCCCGCGGGCCGGAAGUUUCAGAACACUGGCUUAAAUAGACUGCAAUACAUUUUUAUUUAAUUAGUUUAUCAAUAUUGCUAAUAUCUUUUUCUCUCCUUCCCCCUGCAACUCCCGCCAGGAUAAUGUGUUCCUAGUCAGCUUACCUGCUAAAAUAAAUGGAAAUACAUGUAGAUGUUAUCAUGUCACUAACGUCCUCUUCUUCUGUCCUUCCUCUCCUGUCUGUCUGUCUCCGUCAGCUGUGAGGGCGGACCGCAUGCGCGGCGGCCGCAACAAGUUCGGCCCCAUGUACAAGCGCGACCGGGCGCUCAAGCAGCAGAAAAAGGCACUGAUCCGCGCCAACGGCCUGAAGAUCGAGGCCAUGACCCAGGUGAUGCAGGCGGUGCCGACCGACCUCACCAUCUCCUCGGCUAUCCAGAACAUCCACCAGGCAGCUUCCAAGGGACUGCCGCUCAGCCACCACGGUCACCCGCACCACGCCGCCCUGCCCCACACAGACUACGACCGCAGCCCCUUCGUCACGUCGCCCAUCAGCAUGGCCAUGCCCCCCCAUGCCGGUUCCCUCCAGGGCUACCAGGCGGCCUACGGCCACUUCCAGAGCACCCGCACCAUCAAGUCCGAGUACCCGGACCCGUACACCAGCUCGCCCGAGUCCAUCAUGGGCUACAACCCGUAUAUGGACGCGUACCAGACGGGCUCGCCGCCCAACUUCCCGCACCUCAUCGUGGAGCUGCUGAAGUGUGAGCCUGACGAGCCCCAGGUGCAGGCCAAGAUCCUGACCUAUCUGCAGCAGGAGCAGGCCAGCCGGGGGAAGCACGAGAAACUCAACACGUUCGGCCUUAUGUGUAAGAUGGCCGACCAGACGCUGUUCUCCAUUGUGGAGUGGGCCCGGAGCAGCAUCUUCUUCCGCGAGCUCAAGGUACGUGGGGUCACUACACACAGACACCAUGUUGAAUUUUACACACACUCACACUGUAUACUGUAUGUCUGUUUUAAUUGAUCAUGUGCAUCAUUCAGAAGGUUUAACGUGCAUAUAGACAAACACUAGUCAAACACAUAAACAGUACAUCUGUAUUGUAUAUACAGUACAUUGGUUUUCUAUAUUUUCACAAUGUUUCACAUAAAUCAUUUUUAGUGGUUGCUAAACUACUGAUGAUGUGAAUGAAAUUAGAUAUGUUGGUUAGCUAACUACAAUAUACAACAAGUCAUGCAUAUUACACAUAUCAAACUCGGUCAUAUACAUGUAUUAUAUCUUGACAUUUUUUCUGAUGAAUAUACAAUAUAAUCGUUAUACCUACCCUCUUUCUGUGGCCUUGCAUAAUGCUCCUGCAUUUUGUCCAAGCGUUCAAUGUUACAACCCAAUGUUGUUAUCCAAAAUUGACAGUUUAACACACACACACACACACACACACCCCUGUGAACUCACUCCUCGUCAAACCCACCCUAAUAUUUAUCUUCACCCGCCUUUAAUCUUUCCCUUUUAUGUGUCCGCUCGAAACUAAUGCAAUGUGUACGAAGCUGAGAGGGAGGGCUACGGUGUAGCUUUAGCCGUCUAUCUCUCAUCCUGAUCAAAAUUCAGUAGCCAGCCCUAUUUACACGCUGUGACACAUUUCGGGUAUGGGUUAGGAAAACUUUGACUGGCCGCCUUCAGGCUCUUUUCAUUCAAAGCAGCGGGAUGCCCUGCUCUUGGAUUUGAUUUGGAUUUUGGAUUUAAUGUGCCCUUUUUCCCUGUAUCAUCUUUGAGAUCUAAGUAGGCAGGGACUGUAUGAAAAUAUUGAAAUACAAAUAAAAUAUGAUCAUAGGCCCACAAUGCAUGCAUCACAGCGGCAGAGGUCAAUGGAAAAUACUUGAAAAAUGCAGUCCAUAUGUCCCUAUUAUUAUUAAUGAUAAUGAAUUAAUGAAUUAUGAUAUUGAUAUUCUCAUCCUAUCAACCCAUUUAGUAGUAAUGCAUGCUUAAUUGAAGUAUUACAAUUUCAUUGAUAUGUUAUCGAACUCUGUUCCGAAAGCUCCGCUUUCAGUGAGGAUACUGCAGUAGACAGUUUUCCUGGCCAGUUUGGAGCCAAAGUAAAGUUUGGUUGACAUACUUUGUAGUGUUUUGUCAACCAAUCACUAACAGCUGCCCACCAAAACAACCCUAGAUGGCCAACGAUGAGUCUUCCUGUAAAAACCUGAUUAUUCCUCAUUUUUUUGUCCCUGAGAGGAACGGGGAAUGUUUCCAGCGUGGUUUCGUUUGCUCCGAGGUUUAUUUGUUCAGUAGAGAAGGUUAAUAUGCGGAGAGCAACAUGAAAAGGCUCUGAUGAGUCUGUGUGGAUCACCUGUUUUUCUUUAAUUCGCUUUCUCUGCCCCCUCUCUUAUCUCACUCUUUUGUCUGUUUACUCCGUAGCCAAAGGCAUGACUGCAUAUUAAUGUACUAGGGCCCCCAUUGCAGUCGUCUGAAUUUUUAGGGGAGGGAAAUAGAAAUGAAAUAUUCAACACAAUCCAAUUCUGUAUUCGGGGCAAGAGCUCUCAAAAACACGUUGACAUUUAUUACGCAGCCAAUCCCUAUUGACAUUGUCUAUAUCUGAAUUAGCAUCAAAUAAAAAUGUUUUAUUGUACAGUACUUCACUGAAUACAUGGAAUGGAGAGUCGGGUGUGGUUGUACAUGUUCUUUUGUCCAUUUAAGCCACUGAAUGAUCAUUGUGCAGUGAGUGGAGCAGCAUACCUCUCCAAACUCUCCAUUCGAAUUCAAUUACCUAUAUCCACUUGUAGAUGUCGCCCCUCGUUCACUUCAGAAUGAAAUAUCAUUAUGUCCAAGCUAAUGUCUGUCCAUAUUACUCAUAGACUUAAUUGGAACAGAGCCUCGGGUGUUAAAAUUGUGGAGAACGACCCCCGGUAAAUGUGGGGGCUAAUUCCUGUACCCAUAUUCCUGUAUCCGCCACCCCUUCUGGAGUGGGACGGGGGCACGUGGUAACAGGCGGGGCCACGGAGUGUGGGGGGGCGGGGGGUGCAUUUUUUACACUACCUCAUCUAGCUACUCUAGUUUAGACUAAAGCAGCUUGCCUAGCAGGGCUGAAGAAUUAUGUGCUAGCAGGCAGGCACUGACAGCUUUCACUGUACUCUAGACCCCACCCUCCUCUUGUUUCUAAUUAGUAGAUACUUGUUCAGCUAUUGUUGAGCAUAAAGCUUAGUGGUGGUGAUUGGAGAAAAGCCCUGUGUAGGCCCUGCAUUGUUUCCACAAGCGCUGGCAAAUUGGAGCUCUGCUAAGCUAAGGCAGCUACUGAGACAGUAGGCAGAGAGGCUUUGUGGGAUGUUGCCCCCCUGCAUUUUGGCCUUUUCAACACACUGACCCACACAUGCUACUGUAGGAAGAUAGAUGUCUAAAUUUACUUGUACUGUGUUUUCAUACUUUUUCAAUUAUUUAAAAUUGUGUUUUCAGACAAAUUUUCUGGUGAUUUGACUCAAUCUGUGUUCAUCAGUGUCAGAAUCAUAAAAUGUGUGUAUGCGUGUGUCCAUGUGCAUUUCUGCAAUUCACCAUAUCUCAGUGAGACAUUCAAAUACUACUACUGGUGAACUCUGUAGACCGCUACAUCUAAUAUAUAAAUAAUUUCAAAAUGAGGACGAGAGCGGGCGAUAAACACAGGAAAUACACAUGGAAUAAAAGCUGGUCUGAGACCCCGGCUCCGAGGGCACUAUAAAUACCCUUCCCUCUACAGGCCCCUAUCAUUAGCUUGGUAAGAAUAAAAUAAUUUCUCUGGUAAUGGAGCCAAGUGGUGAGAAGCUUCUGCCAAAAGUGUUUAAAGAUUUAGUUUCCAUAAGUUGGACCUGGUUACAGGAGUCAUAAAUAUUUAGCCUUUAGAUAUCACUGAAUAGAGGAGCCCAUUGUGUUGUUCUGCAACUGAGCAGCCGGAGAAGAAAGACACUUGGCCAAGAAUCGUUUCACAAUUCUCACACCUUUGGAUUAGAUCUUUAACUGUACUUUUAUGUAUCUUUUUUGGUUCCAGCCCUACCUACCUCAGUCUUAACUCGUUUCACAUUCAGACUUUUUGAAGCCAGGUGUCCUGGUUUGGUUAUUACUGUAGUAAAUGGUAAUAUGAGCGGGGAAAGCAUGGAGUUUUGGGAAGAGUGGCUUUUUACAUGUGAAUGUCAUUUUGGUAGCAAGUGUGUGUGUGUUUUAGCAGUAGCGUCCCUCCCUAUUAUUGCUGGGCUCGCUCUGGGCACAGAGGGAAACAGAUGUGUGGCUCACUGUGGCUAGCUGUCACUGAGGAGGUGGCACAGCAGGGUUAGCGUGUGUCUGUGACACUCCUCCCAUAGCCUGGCAAGCCUUUAUGCCAGGCACCAUUUAAUAAACACCCAAUCACACCAACCUGUGGCAUGUAAUGGUAAUAAAUUACUAAUUGACAAACGCAGUCCCUCCCGCUUAAGAGCUGGUUCCAACCAAUCAUUAGCCAGACUAUUAGUGUGUCUAUUCUCAGGGCCAAACUGCCAUUGGGUUCACAGGAACGAUCAGACUUACUCAUGCUGCGUGUGUGUGCAUGUGUGCAUGCGUGCGUCUGUGUGUGUUUACUAUAUGUGUGGCUUUGUAAAUGUGUUUCUGUGUAUAUGUCAGUUUGUCUGUGUCUGUGCGUGCAUGCAUGUGUGUAUGUCAGUUUGUCUGUAUGUGCAUGAGUGUGUGAAAAUGUAUGCACUCACUAACUGUAAGUCGCUCUGGAUAAGAGCGUCUGCUAAAUGACUAAAAUGUAAAUGUAAAUUGUGUGUGUCUGCCAUUUGCCGCUCUGCCCAUGAGCUGAGGAAUGAUUCAUACCGGGGUCCAUGGAGAGAACCACCUCGGCUCCUGGGCCUUUCCUCCAUUGUUCCAGGGAGAGGAUGCGUGAGCCACGCUUUUCCUCUAGCUCCCACCAACACAAUGGGACCGAAUUAAGUCUCCAAUUGUGGUUAUUGAUUCAUAUGUUUCUAUUAUGUUUCUAUUAUUCCUCCCAGCUUCUAGUCGUGUUUUUAUCCCCUGAUACUUAUACCCCCACUAUUAUUACGCUAUUAUUCCACCACAGAAUAAUUGUGUUGUGACAAGACAACUUACUUGUUUAUACUACAGUUAAAAUGAACCCGACACACGCACAUGCACGCACACACAAACACGCACUGUAACAUAACAAAUAGAUUUAGUCCAUCGACCUGAUAAAACUCAACUGGGCAAAGCCUAUGACGCUUUGACAUGUGGCGCCAAUAUUUAUUUUAGUCCUUUCACAUUUGUUCUGGGACAGCUUGGGCUUCAGGGUUCCUCUCCUCCGAGGUAAUGACGAUGACAAUACCAGACCUGCCGUUAAGUGAGGGGGGACUGUAUUAGGGCCUUGUUUCUGGGCCCAUACCCAGCUGUGCUGCCCUGGUCCUUAUUGGAUUAGCAGCUGGAGAGGAGAGGAGAGGAGAGGAGAGGAGAGGAGAGGAGAGGAGAGGAGAGGAGAGGAGAGGAGAGGAGAGGAGAGGAGAGGAGAGGAGAGGAGAGGAGAGGAGAGGAGAGGAGAGGAGAGGAGAGGAGAGGAGAGGAGAGGAGAGGAGAGGAGAGGAGAGGAGAGGAGAGGAGAGGAGAGGAGAGGAGCCUCAGUCUGCCUCU